Molecule: messenger RNA, 2202 nt
Organism: Budorcas taxicolor (takin)
Lineage: Eukaryota; Metazoa; Chordata; Mammalia; Artiodactyla; Bovidae
Gene: RMDN3
Product: regulator of microtubule dynamics 3
Exons: 13
Coding region: 172-1587 (471 amino acids)
Cellular component (GO): spindle microtubule; mitotic spindle pole; cytoplasm
Molecular function (GO): microtubule binding
Source: RefSeq, a predicted model, not a curated record
AGUAGCUAGCGGUAGUAAGAGUCUGAGUUGAGGUCCAGACAGGCUGGGGCGCCUUCGAAGGGCUCGGCGGGAAGGCCAGGGGUUUGUAGCCAGGGCGGCGGGUUUGUGGUCUGCAGUGUCGUGAGGCUGGGGGAGGAGUUUGGAAGCCCAUCGACCUGACUCCGGUGUAGCAUGUCCGGUCUGGGGACCUUCGGUGGCACCCGCGCCGGGCUAGGACUGUUGCUGGGCACCGCCGCGGGCCUUGGAUUCCUGUGUGCCCUUUACAGCCAGCGGUGGAAACGGACCCAGCGCCGCGGUCAGAGCCAGAGUCGGUCCAACUCUCUGGACUACACGCAGACUUCAGAGCCUGGACGCCAAGUCAGGCUGUUGCGGGCAGUUCCGGGUGAGGCUGGCGAUGCUGCAGUGCUGCCAAGCCUUCCACGAGGACAGGAGGUGGUACUGGACCGCCUGGAGUUCGUGCUGACCAGCCUGGUGGCGCUGCGGCGGGAGGUAGAGGAGCUGAGGAGCAGCCUGCAGGGGCUUGCUGGGCAGAUUGUGGGGGAGGUCCGAUCGCAUAUGGAAGAGAACCAGAAAGUGGCUCGGCGGCGAAGGUUCCCAUUUGCCCGGGAGAGGAGUGACUCUACCGGCUCCAGCUCUGUCUACUUCACGGCUGCCUCGGGAGCCACGUUCACGGAUGCUGAGAGUGAAGGCGGUUACACAACAGCCAAUGCUGAGUCUGACUAUGAGCGGGACUCUGAAAGGGAGAGUGAUGGUGAUGGUGAAGAUGAAGUGAGCUGCGAGACAGUGAAGAUGGGCAGAAAGGACUCCUUGGACCUGGAGGUGGAGGUGGCUUUGGGUCCGGAGCCUGAAGCCCUGGAGGCCGGAGGCUCCCCUAGCCAGGAAGAUGUGCUGCCGCUCCUGCAGCAGGCAGACGAGCUGCACCAGGGCAGUGAGCAGGGCAAGCGGGAGGGCUUCCAGCUGCUGCUCAACAACAAGCUGGCGCAUGGAAGCCGGCAGGACUUUCUCUGGCGCCUGGCCCGGGCCUACAGUGACAUGUGUGAGCUUGCUGAGGAGGCGAGUGAGAAGAGGUCCUAUGCCCUAAGUGGAAAAGAAGAAGCCGAGGUCGCUCUGGAGAAGGGGAAUGAGAAUGCGGAGUGUCAUCAGUGGUAUGCAGUGCUUUGUGGUCAGCUGGCUGAGCAUGAGGGCAUCCAGAGGCGCAUCCAGAGUGGCUUUAGCUUCAAGGAACAUGUGGACAAAGCCAUUGCUCUCAAGCCAGAAAACCCCAUGGCUCACUUUCUCCUCGGCAGGUGGUGCUACCAGGUCUCUCACCUGAGCUGGCUAGAAAAAAAAACCGCGACAGCCUUGAGUGAAAGCCCCCUUGGUGCUACUGUGCAGGAUGCCCUCUCAAGCUUCCUAAAGGCUGAAGAACUACAGCCAGGAUUUUCCAAAGCAGGAAGGAUAUAUAUUUGUAAGUGCUACAAAGAACUAGGGAAAAACCCUGAAGCUAAACAGUGGAUGAAGCUGGCCCUGGAGCUGCCAAAUGUCACUAAAGAGGAUUCAGCUUUCCAGAAGGACCUGGAAGAAUUGGAAGUAAUUUUAGCAGAAUAAUCACAUUUCAAUGGGCUUCAUGAUUCAAGGAAGGAAAAAAAUUAAGUCUUUUCCCCUUAGGUCCUGCUUAGAUCAGGAAACUGAGCAAGACUGCUUAAGGGAGUGUCUUGACUCCUAGGUCUGACUGCUGCUUGCUACAAUUCCCCAAUUUCUUCCUACUGGUUAAUUUAUUCUAAUCCCUUACCUAAUCUGAAAUUGGGGAAGGACUUGAGACCUGGGUUUCUAUUACUUUUUCCAUAAAGUGAGUUCUCAAAAAAUCAAGACUAGUAUACACCUGCCCUAGGGUAGAGUGUGGAUAAAACACUGAAGGCUGCCUUUCAACUGCUGCUGAGGUGGAUGAACUCCAAAGAGCUAUAGGAACAAAACACAGAAUGUGUACUCUCUAAUCUUUUUCACUGAUUAAUAUUCAGAACCAAAGUGUAUAGUCCUAAGAUCACACACCCCAACCUACCAGGGCGGAAGAUCGGGGAGUCCAUGGGUAUUGCCUCUGCUCAGUCUAUCAUGUGGAUCGUAACUGUACUCCUGGGCUGAGGGCUGGACCACCUGACUUCCAGAGUCCUGGCAGCUUUUGAAAUAGCAGUGCAAAAGGCUUAUGACUGAAAAUGAUGAUCUGAA